Molecule: messenger RNA, 957 nt
Organism: Closterium sp. NIES-65
Lineage: Eukaryota; Viridiplantae; Streptophyta; Zygnematophyceae; Desmidiales; Closteriaceae
Source: the annotation of a GenBank genome assembly
AUGAAUAGGUUGUGCUCAAGUCGCUUUUCCAGACGUCUCAAGACACGUUUCCCCACCUUCCUCGCUGCAGUGGACAGACGGAAGCUCAAGACAAAGGCAAGACGAGGGACAAGCCGUGGAAGGCGGUUCAGUGAGAGCCAGCACGUGCAGGAGCGACAGCAGGAUAUAGAGUCGUAUGGUGGGUGUCUCGCACGUGUAUCGCAUGCUGGAGAUGUGUCGCAUGGUAAUGGGUGUAUUGCAUGGAGCUGUAGCUGUUUCCACCCCCACCACUUGCAGGUGUUGCAGUGGUGGCUUUUCAAGGAGCUCAAAGAUGCACAGGGGCAGGCAGAGGUAGCAGCUGACGCUGACAACUCCUAUCUCCCCACCCACCCCCCUGUUCCAGUCUCGUUCAUUCCACCCCAGGCGUCGCGGUCACGGCUGUUCAAGGAGUUGAAGGAGGCGCAGCGGGAGGCACGGGUUGCAGCUGACGCUGACAACCCCGCGUCGCGGUCGCGGCUGUUCAAGGAGUUGAAGGAGGCGCAGAGGGAGGCAAAGGGAUCAGCCGAUGCUGACAUCAUCCUGAGCUGUGAUGAGAGCAACAUCUACAGAUGGACGGCCCUCAUCAAGGGCCCAGCUGACACGCCUUAUUACGGAGGGCAAUUCACCCUCACCAUCAACGUGCCCCAGCAGUACCCUCUUGUUCCGCCCCAAGUGCGGUUCGCUACCAAGGUCUUCCACCCCAACGUGCACUUCAAGACGGGGGAGAUCUGUUUGGACAUCCUCAAGACGGCAUGGAGCCCAGCUUGGACCCUCACAUCCGUGUGUCGCGCCAUCAUCACUCUCCUCUGCCACCCCGAGGCCGACAGCCCACUCAACUGCGACUCAGGCAAUCUGAUUCGAGCAGGUGACAACCGGGGCUAUUGCUCCAUGGCUCGCAUGUACACUAAACUCCACGCCAUGCCGCCCGCUGCCAGAUGA